GAAGCAGUCUGGUCCUUACAGCCUCCAGAGAAAUGGGAGUAGGGCCAAGGAGCCAGUCCUUGCGAGGCUCCCGACCCACCUACAGGAAGCUCCAGGAGGGCCGACUCCGCAGGGCACUGAGCCUCAGACAGGGGCAUGAGAAGUCCAAGUCCUGGGGCCUUGAGGGAGGCACAGAAGGGCUGGAUGCUCAGGAGCAACUGCCAGUCAGCUUGGGGGACACAGAGCAGCUGAUCCAAGCCCAGCACAGAGGCAGCUGGGUGUGGCUGAGGCAGUACCAACAGCAGGUAAGGAGAAGGUGGGAGAGCUUUGUCACCAGCUUUCCCAUAGUGACCCUCAGCCGGCCAGCCUCCCCAGAACCCCCACUGGGCACCAACAGCUAAAGAUGCUGGAAGCAACAGUCCCCUCCCUACUGCUCCUGGAUGAGACAGAUGUCUGCUGAUCUACCUACCUCGUCAUGGCUCUUCUGGACAUGGAUGGGGCAGCCUCCUCUGCGUGGAGUGGCCAGCUUUCCUUGCUUGGCACAACUAGGCCUCUGCCACUAGUCCCUGUGGGGAUGCCCUUCUAGUGCUGGCCCUUAGCAAAGACCCCCAAAUGGCUGAAAAGGAAGGCCCUGCUCUCUGCCUUCCAGGCUGGGAGGCCCUAUGGACUAUGAUCUGAAUGAGAGUCAUAGAAGCCUACCCACACGUGAGGGUGUCAAUGCCCUGCCCCACACAAGACCAGUUUUCAACUUCAACUGAAGCCAGCCCAUGGCUGAGAAGCUCCUAGACAUUUCCUGGUCACUGGGCUGUGACCCACCCGCCCUUCUCAUCAACCUCUAAUGUUGGACCACGGCACAGGUCUUCCUCACUGAUGCUGAGCCCUCCGGGCAAGGACCACAUCUGAGCAGUGCUGGUGGUCUGUGGCUUUGGAGCCUCACAAUAUCCCAGUGAAGGAAGCAGGGGAAGCCUUCCUCCCACCCACUGGACAGAGGGAGAAACUGAGGCCCAGAGGGGAAGGGAUUUACUACUUUUGGAAUCUCUAGUUCCCCUCCCAACCCCAUCCAGCACCCAACAUUAGGGUUGAACACAGUAAUAAAGAUUCUGAGCAUA
Messenger RNA from Nycticebus coucang (slow loris), 1088 nucleotides. RefSeq names its product chromosome 14 C11orf86 homolog (gene C14H11orf86). The coding region runs from base 33 to 380 and encodes 115 amino acids. The transcript has 2 exons. Lineage: Eukaryota; Metazoa; Chordata; Mammalia; Primates; Lorisidae. The record is from RefSeq and is a predicted model, not a curated record.